AUGCCCUGGACUGUUGCAGCUCUGAGGGACUCCAUCUUGUCCUUUCCCACUGCACCAUCUCGAGCACUGUUUUGGGGCUUAUCUUCAAAUGCCGGAGGACACCCUCUCGACCUCCACAAGAAAUCGCCACCUCCCUCGCCGCCACAUGCGUUGGGUCCCUCUCGUUCUGUGGAUCCGUUGUUUCAGACUGCAACUCAUGACCCAGGGAAGACACGGCUGGUGAUCAACUCAAAUGUCCGACAGCAUCUGUACGAAAUAUUCUUCACCCACAUUCAACCCGUGUGGCCCGUCGUAACCCGACUUAGCCUUGCGCGGUACCCACACAACACACUCCUGGACGCAGCGAUUCUGGGAUGCGCAGCUCGCCAUCAUUCUGCCAUUGCCUCAAUGAGGGACUUUGCUCAUAUUCAAGACGUACUGACCACUGAACUCAAGGAUUUGUUCAGCCUUCGAGAGCCUUACCAACCCGACCUGCAAACUCUCCAGGGUCUCCUUGUUGUCUUACUGCGACUCGAGCUCUGCACCAGAACCCACGCGGAUCUUUUCAGGUAUUCGCUACACACAUCUUUCGCCUGCACGAUGGCACAAGACCUCGGCCUCCAUCUCUCAGAUACAGCUGGUAAAUUCGAUCAAGCCGACCUGGAGCUGAGAGAAAAUAUGUGGGCGACUUGCGUCCACCAAGAUGCUUACUGCUCGGCAGCCCUCGGUCAGACACUGAAUAUCAGCGAUCAUAUCACUCAAAAUCUUUCCACUGUACUCUACGUCAAGAUAUCAGGGAGCAAGGACCAGUCAAGCUCAUUCAGUCAACAUGCUUGCUUCUUCCACCUGACUGCCCUCUCGUGCUGUCUCCGCCUAAUACUUCGUCACCUUUUUGGACCGAACCCAGCAACGGGGACGGCCCUCCGCGAUCAGGCUUCUUCCAUUCUUGUUCAGAUCCAAUGGCAUCAGAACCAGCUUAACUUGCUUCAGAACAAUUAUGAGCUGCAGACGUACCGUGCACUCCAAAUGCUACACAACAACAAUCGCUUGCUUUUCAUCUUGGGUCUAAGGUCGUUGUUACCAGAACAUGAUGAUGUCUCAAAUUCGGUCAGGACGAUGCUUAUCCAGCACAGUGGUUCCUUGGUGUUCGAAGCGUGUCAAACUGUCGAGUAUUCUACCCCCGAGCUUUUGAGAUCGCUGCCUGGUCAGCUGAACAUCAUUCUCUACGCUAAUUCGAGGGCCCUUAUGGUUGUGGUGGAUGCUCUGAGAGACGCUCGCCACGGUGCGGUUUUCCCUCGGCCUUUGGUGGAUAGACUACACGCUGCAGUCGCAAGUGCAGAGGAUUUCAUGCACUUUCUCUUGCGAGACCAUACUUGGGGUGUGCACUGGACUCAGGGUCACACGAUGAAAGCAAUCCUGGCUCGUCUUGAUCAACAUGACGAUAACAGGAUCACGACACAGGAACCAGGGACUACAGCUGACCAAGUAAUUCCGACUGAGACGGCUCCACAAACACAGCACAACCCGUCACCAGGCUCUGGCCACUGGGACAUGACAAUGAACGGCACAGAUUUUGUGGACAGCGCCUUACAGUCGACGGAUUGGAAUGCUUUCUUCGCUGAUUACGAUCAAAUAGUCAAUUGGCCAAGCUUGAAUGAUUUCGAAAUGAGCUGGUGA
Molecule: messenger RNA, 1656 nt
Organism: Capronia epimyces CBS 606.96
Lineage: Eukaryota; Fungi; Ascomycota; Eurotiomycetes; Chaetothyriales; Herpotrichiellaceae
Exons: 1
Coding region: 1-1656 (551 amino acids)
Biological process (GO): DNA-templated transcription
Molecular function (GO): DNA binding; zinc ion binding
Source: RefSeq, a predicted model, not a curated record